AUGGCUAGCAAUCGUAUGCGUCGCAUUGGAAAGGAAAUUACGGACAUUCACGCCGAUGCCCACUCUCAAAUCAAGGUCGAGCCAUUUGGCAACCAGGACGAUGUCACCCACCUAAGGGGGUCAUUUCCAGGGCCACCCGGAACCCCUUAUGAAGGUGGUACCUACAAUAUUGAUAUCAAAAUCCCCACCGACUACCCUUUCCGCCCACCUACCAUGAAGUUUGAGACCAAAGUGUGGCAUCCGAAUGUCAGCAGCCAAACGGGUGCAAUCUGCCUUGACACGCUUUCUAGUGCUUGGUCGCCAGUUCUGACUAUCAAGUCCGCUUUGCUUUCGCUGCAAUCUUUGCUUAGCACACCCGAACCCAAAGACCCUCAAGACGCUGAAGUGGCUAAUAUGCUUCUCAAGACACCUAAGGAGUUUGAGCGCGUUGCGCGCGACUGGGCUGUUGUGUAUGCUGGAGCUCCCGUGCGUAGUGCUGACAACGGAGACGGAUCAAGGCUAGAUGACGCCCGACAAGCAGCUGUCGAAGACAGUCUUGCAAAAUAUGACGGAUACAACAAGAAUUUGGUCGACCGUUUUGGCAGCAUGGGCUUUGACGUUGAGCGCGUUGUGGCUGCUUUCCGCUUUGCCGGUGUUGAACGAAGAGGAGGUCAAGACUAUGAAUUAGAAGAAGGUCGUAUGGGCGAUAUUGCUGCCCGACUUCUUGGUGAGUGA
Molecule: messenger RNA, 714 nt
Organism: Penicillium coprophilum
Lineage: Eukaryota; Fungi; Ascomycota; Eurotiomycetes; Eurotiales; Aspergillaceae
Product: E2 ubiquitin-conjugating protein UBC1
Exons: 3
Coding region: 1-714 (237 amino acids)
Molecular function (GO): protein binding
Source: RefSeq, a predicted model, not a curated record